UUGAUUGAGAUUGUAUACAAACAAACAUCUAUGUUGAUUAAUUUCUUUUUGGUUGGUUGGUUGUUUCCACUUGAAAAUUUUCGAACUGUUUGCCUUGUGUCUAUGCUACAUCAUCAUAAAUAACGGCGUUGUUGUUGUUGUUGUUGCAGUGUUUUCACAAUAUAUAAAAAAAACCUCACAUCACAUAUGAUUUAUUUCACAUCAUAGUCAAAAAUCUUCUUUACGUUGAUAGUUUUCUACAAAUCAUGUUUGCAACGGAAAAAUAUCCAUUGAAUCAAUUGAAUAUUGAUGAAAUUGUUACCAGUAUUGAUGAUGGUUUGAAAAAAUUAUUUGAAUAUUGUCAUGUUACCUUGGAAGAAUGUCCCGAUCUAACAAAACCACCAUUUAAUCUUGCUGCAUCGGGUUUAUGUGGACAUCCAUCAAUAGCUGAUAUUGGUUCAGUUUCUAAUCUUGCACCUGUACCGGAUAGGAAAAAAAUCUAUACAUUUGAACAUAUUGCUCAUAUUGUUACCAAUGGUAUCGAUAUGAAUAAUUGUUUUAUGAUUGGUGCUGGUGCUGGACCAUUUCAUAAAGUUGGAAAUAAUUGUGAAUUAAUGCCCAAUAUUUUAAUGCAUAAAAAUGGUGAUCAUUUUGAAGUGGCCAAUAAUAAUACCUAUUAUGCUGAUAUUUUUGAAAAUAAUUAUCGUCUUUUAAAAUGUGAACAUACAGAAUUUGGUCUAAUGAGUAAUCUAUUCAUAUCGGAAGGUAAACCGGGUAAAGUUAUUAAAAUUGUUGUUGAAAAACGUUUGGGCAAAGAAAAUUUUACCGAAUCAAUUCAAAAAAUUUUACGAGAAAAAUUUCCAAAAAUACCGAUUAGUUUGGGUGGUGUAUUUAUUAUCGAAAAAGGAAAAGCUAAACUACAUAUUAUGCCAGAUUUUUCACCAGAACCAUUACCAUCAUUAGAAUCAGUUGAUAAAUGGUUACGUUAUUUUGAUAUGGAUCCACCAUUAAUCUGUUUGACAACAUUUCAUUCCGAAGAUCCAGGAUUAGAUUUACGUAUGGAACAUACACAUUGUUUUAGUGAUCAUAAUCAAGGUGGUCAUUAUCAUUAUGAUACAACACCGGAUAUUAUUCGUAUGACUGCUUAUUUAAAUGUUGCUGAAGCCAUCUAUCGUAUUGAUCGACCAACUAAAAAAUAAUAAAUAAUAAAAAUUUCAUUCAACAGAUGGCGAUAAAUGAAUGAAUGGUCCAAAUAAAAAAAUAAUCCAAAAAAC
Messenger RNA from Dermatophagoides pteronyssinus (European house dust mite), 1253 nucleotides. RefSeq names its product ester hydrolase C11orf54 homolog. Gene Ontology annotation, molecular function: hydrolase activity, acting on ester bonds; zinc ion binding. The record is from RefSeq and is a predicted model, not a curated record. NCBI's taxonomy places the organism in Eukaryota, Metazoa, Arthropoda, Arachnida, Sarcoptiformes, Pyroglyphidae. Gene Ontology annotation, cellular component: nucleus.